Molecule: messenger RNA, 4362 nt
Organism: Microthlaspi erraticum
Lineage: Eukaryota; Viridiplantae; Streptophyta; Magnoliopsida; Brassicales; Brassicaceae
Source: the annotation of a GenBank genome assembly
AUGGGUCGCCUAAAGUUGCAUUCUGGAAUAAAGGCCAUUGAGGAAGAGCCUGAGGACUUCGAGAGUACUGAUUCGAGCAAUACAACCACUUUAGCAUGCAUGAUUGAUACAGAAGUUGCUGCUGUUUUGGCGGUUAUGAGAAGAAAUGUAAGAUGGGAAGGUCGAUACAUGUCUGGUGAUGAUCAACUGGAACACUCGUUGAUUCAGUCACUUAAAGCUCUUAGAAAACAGUUGUUCUCAUGGAGCCAGCCUUGGCAUACGAUAAGUCCUAUGUUGUAUCUUCAGCCCUUUCUAGACGUGAUACAGUCAGAUGAAACUGGAGCACCGAUAACCAGCAUUGCGUUGUCGUCAGUUUACAAGAUCCUAAGUCUGAAUGUAAUUGAUCAAAAUACUGCAAAUAUUGAAGACGCCAUGCACUUGGUAGUUGUUUCUGUGACAAGCUGCCGAUUUGAGGUGACAGAUCCUGCAUCAGAAGAGGUUGUGCUGAUGAAGAUACUUCAGGUCCUUCUGGCAUGCAUGAGAAAUAAAGCAUCAGUUAUGCUAAGCAACCAGCAUGUAUGCACUGUCGUCAACACUUGUUUUCGUGUUGUUCACCAAGCAGGAAUGAAAGGCGAGUUGCUGCAACGUGUGGCUCGCCACACGAUGCACGAACUAGUGAGGUGUAUCUUCUCACAUCUCCCAGAUGUUGACAGAACAGAAAAUACACUUGUCAACCGAGCUGGAAACAUUGAUCAAGAGAAAGCUGGAGAUGACGGUGAAUAUGCCAUUGUGAGUAAACCAGUCGAGGAUGGAAAUGCUAAUUCCGUGUAUGAUACUGAGAAUUCUGUGGCAACUUUUGCACCUGGUGGUCAGAGUUUGAUGGAUGAUGGACCAGUUGGGCCUGGAAGUAGAAAGCCGGCUUCUCCAUAUGAUUUGCAUAUAAUGACAGAGCCAUACGGAGUUCCAAGUAUGGUGGAAAUAUUUCACUUUUUAUCCUCUUUGUUAAAUGUGGUUGAACAUGCUGGGAUGGGCCCCCGAUCAAACACCAUAGCAUUUGACGAAGAUUUGCCUCUGUUUGCGUUGAACUUGAUCAACUCAGCCAUUGAACUGGGUGGAUCGUCCAUCCGCCAUCAUCCAAGAUUGUUAAGCCUAAUUCAAGAUGAGUUAUUUCGUAACUUGAUGCAGUUCGGCUUGUCGAUGAGCCCCCUUAUUCUUUCGAUGGUUUGCAGCAUCGUGCUCAAUUUGUAUCAACAUCUACGUACUGAACUCAAACUGCAGCUUGAGGCGUUCUUCUCCUGUGUGAUUCUGAGGCUUGCGCAAGGAAAAUAUGGGCCCUCGUAUCAGCAGCAAGAGGUUGCCAUGGAGGCUCUUGUGAACUUCUGUAGGCAGAAGAAUUUUAUGGUGGAGAUGUAUGCCAAUCUCGAUUGUGAUAUAACUUGCAGCAACGUGUUUGAGGAGCUAUCCAAUCUUCUAUCGAAGAGCACAUUUCCUGUGAACUGUCCUUUGUCCGCAAUGCACAUUCUUGCUCUGGAUGGCCUAAUUGCUGUUAUUCAAGGAAUGGCUGAGAGGAUAAGUAAUGGAUUGACUGGUUUGGACUUAGGUCCUGUCCAUCUUGAUGAGUACACACCUUUCUGGAUGGUUAAGUGUGAUAAUUACAGUGAUCCAAAUCACUGGGUUUCAUUUGUUCGCAGGAGAAAAUAUAUCAAGAGAAGGUUAAUGAUUGGUGCGGAUCAUUUUAACAGGGAUCCAAAGAAAGGGUUAGAGUUUCUGCAAGGCACACAUCUUUUGCCAGACAAACUUGAUCCCCAAAGUGUAGCUUGCUUUUUCAGAUAUACUGCUGGACUUGAUAAGAACCUUGUUGGGGACUUUCUUGGGAAUCAUGAUGAAUUCUGUGUUCAGGUUCUCAAUGAGUUUGCCGGGACUUUCGAUUUCCAGUACAUGAAUCUGGAUACUGCACUCCGACUCUUCUUGGAAACUUUCAGGUUGCCUGGAGAAUCACAGAAAAUACAGAGAGUGCUUGAGGCGUUCUCUGAGAGAUACUAUAUGCAGUCUCCUGAGAUUCUCGCUAACAAGGAUGCUGCUCUUGUGCUAUCAUACUCUAUUAUCAUGCUCAACACUGAUCAACACAACGUUCAAGUAAAGAAAAAGAUGACAGAAGAGGAUUUUAUUCGCAAUAAUAGGCAUAUCAAUGGAGGAAAUGAUUUGCCUCGAGAAUUUUUGUCUGAACUUUAUCACUCCAUCUGCAACAAUGAGAUCCGGACUACUCCAGAACAAGGUUCAGGCUUUCCUGAAAUGACUCCCAGCCGCUGGAUUGAUUUGAUGCAUAAAUCUAAGAAAACCGCUCCGUAUAUUAUGGCUGAUUCAAGGGCUUAUCUUGACCACGAUAUGUUUGCUAUCAUGUCUGGUCCAACUAUUGCUGCCAUAUCAGUCGUUUUUGACCAUGCAGAACAUGAAGAUGUUUACCAGACAUGCAUCGAUGGAUUCUUGGCUAUUGCUAAAAUUUCCGCUUGUCAUCAUCUUGAAGAUGUGCUUGAUGAUCUGGUUGUCUCUCUCUGCAAGUUCACAACUCUGUUGAAUCCGUCAUCUGUUGAUGAACCGGUUCUUGCAUUUGGUGAUGAUGCAAAAGCAAGGAUGGCAACUAUCACUAUUUUUACCAUUGCAAACAAAUAUGGAGAUUAUAUCCGUACGGGUUGGAGGAACAUAUUGGACUGCAUCUUACGGCUGCAUAAACUUGGACUUCUGCCAGCUCGUGUGGCAAGUGAUGCAGCUGAGGAAUCUGAACUUUCAUCUGAGCAAGGACAAGGGAAGCCUCUCGCGAAUUCGCUAUCUUCAGCUCAUCUGCAGUCAAUCGGAACCCCAAGGAGAUCUUCCGGAUUGAUGGGAAGGUUUAGUCAGCUCCUUUCUCUUGAUACAGAAGAGCCAAGAUCACAGCCUACUGAGCAACAGCUUGCGGCUCAUCAACGAACACUUCAGACAAUUCAGAAAUGUCACAUUGACAGCAUAUUUACUGAAAGCAAGUUUCUACAAGCUGAAUCUCUGCUCCAGCUUGCGCGUGCUCUCAUUUGGGCUGCAGGUAGGCCUCAAAAAGGAAACAGUUCUCCGGAGGAUGAAGACACUGCAGUUUUCUGCCUGGAAUUGCUUAUUGCAAUCACUCUUAACAACAGAGACAGGAUCGUUCUCCUAUGGCAAGGCGUCUAUGAACACAUAGCUACUAUUGCUCAGUCAACGGUGAUGCCCUGCAACUUAGUGGAGAAAGCUAUCUUUGGUUUACUUCGGAUCUGCCAGAGACUUCUUCCUUAUAAAGAAAGCCUAGCUGAUGAGCUUUUGAGAUCUCUCCAGCUUGUGCUGAAACUGGAUGCACGUGUUGCCGAUGCUUAUUGUGAGAACAUUGCUCUUGAAGUCAGCCGUCUUGUGAAAGCUAAUGCUAAUCACAUCAGGUCUCAGGCCGGGUGGAGAACAAUCACAUCGUUACUCUCGGUUACAGCUCGGCACCCUGAAGCUUCUGAAGCAGGAUUCAACGCCAUAUCCUUUGUGAUGUCAGAAGGAAGUCACCUGUUUCCAGCCAAUUACGUCCUCUGUGUUGAUGCUGCAAGACAGUUUGCUGAGUCCCGCGUGGGACAAUCCGAACGCUCUAUCCGUGCCGUCGAUCUAAUGGGAGAUUCGUUGGAAUAUCUGGCUAAAUGGGCACGCUCAGCGAAGGAGAACAUGGGAGAAGAAGAAUUUGGGAAGAAGUCACAAGACAUUGGAGAAAUGUGGUUAAGGCUUGUUCAAGGACUAAGAAAAGUGUGUUUAGACCAGAGAGAGGAUGUGCGAAACCACGCGUUGCAGUCAUUACAAAAGUGUUUGGGCGGAGUAAACGGGAUCAAUCUAGCUCACAGCAUGUGGUCUCAAUGCUUCGACAAAGUGAUCUUCACGGUUUUAGACGACUUGCUCGAGAUUGCUUCAGGGUCACAGAAAGACUAUAGAAACAUGGAAGGCACAUUGCUUCUCGCGAUCAAACUUCUCUCGAAAGUGUUUCUUCAGCUGCUCCAAGAGCUGUCUCAGUUAUCAACCUUCUGCAAGCUGUGGCUCGGCGUUCUAACGCGAAUGGAGAAGUACAUGAAAGUGAAAGUAAGGGGGAAGAAGAGCGACAAGCUGCAAGAAUCGGUGCCUGAGCUUCUCAAGAACAUAUUGCUUGUGAUGAAGACGAAAGGCGUGCUUUUGCAGAGAAGUGCACUUGGUGGAGAUAGCUUGUGGGAAUUAACAUGGCUUCAUGUUAAUAACAUUGCUCCUUCUAUGCGGCUCGAGCUAUUCCCUGAUCAAGAUAACACACAGAUUGGUGAUGAUGAAACCCCUUCGAAUGGCUUGUCCUCUCCUGAAACUGGAGCAAACACGACUGGUUAG